This is a messenger RNA of Camelina sativa (false flax), 2985 nucleotides long. RefSeq lists its product as uncharacterized. The record is from RefSeq and is a predicted model, not a curated record. NCBI's taxonomy places the organism in Eukaryota, Viridiplantae, Streptophyta, Magnoliopsida, Brassicales, Brassicaceae.
UUGAAAUUGGUCUCCACACUUUUGCAACUCGAAUCUUUGCAAAAGAUCUUUACGCUACUGAGAAGUCACUGUCAAAAUCUGUGCUUUGAAUUAAUCUACGGACGACCUUGCUGCAAACUACCAACACAUGAUUCUCGACAAAAAAAGUGAGUUCCUCACUUGUAGCACUCGCCUGAUUAGCUUAAUAACCAAUAUAAAUGCCUAACAACAACCAAAACACAAUAACAAAGUAAGUCUAAACAUUCGAGGAUGCAGUAAAUCUUCGGAUUAUCAACAUCAACGCUACAAUCAACCGAUUCUUCUCGAACUCUCCCAGGCCCAGAGAUCAAUGGACUGAUGAUAAGAAAAUUGCCCACGAAGAGGAGUACCAUGCAUGAGAAUAACUAAGCCAGGAGUUCACUUGGAUGGAGGACAGUGGAACACGGCGGGCUGCGGAUGAUGAGAGGAGCGUCUAAAACUGUGCCGGAGAUGCACACAGGUCUGGUGUGAUUGUGUGAAGUAGUUUAUAAUACCGGAAGAGCUACCAUUAACAAGCUCACUUCUCACAAGUGUAACAAUACAUAAACCUAAGUCGCUUUGAUCCAGUGAUAAAAGGAGGCUCAGAGACACAGGCACACAAGAUAAUAUCCAAUUAUCAGUUACUUAGGCCUUACAACUUUCAACAAAAAGACACAGGCACAUUAGAAACCAGUGGCAAAACAGAUACAUUCCAAAGGUACCAACCAUCAUAUCUUCUCGCAUUUUUUAUAUGAAAUGACUCCUUGUUUUUAAUGUACAGUCCAAAGUUUUUUGCUUAGUAUACAAAAAUUAUAUGAUUUGAUUUUACAAAUAGUUAGUUUACUUAUUUGAUGAAAUCCAUUCUGUUUUAAGGUUAGAGUUUACGAAUCAGUAGAUUUUUGUUACUUUUGGUCUAAUAUAAUACAUUCUUAUUAUACUGGUUUAAAUCUUCUUAACUCUUAACUGAAUGUUUCGAUGUGAAAUAUGGUCAAAAUUGAUAAUUGGUUUACUUAAUUCGUAGAUUGAUUAUAAAAUGGACAAGUCUUGGAUCACAAAACAUCGUUUAUCUAAAGAUUACAGAACUGGAGUCAAAGAUUUUUUGGAUUUUGCAUUUAGUGAUAUUAAGAAAGAGAUGAUAAAAUGUCCUUGCCAGCGUUGCUGCCUGGUUAAAUACAAGCAUAGGGUUGAGGUUAAGGUUGAUGAUGAUUUAAUAUGUCAUGGUAUUCUACCAACAUAUACAAAUUGGUAUCUACAUGGAGAACAAUUAGAUUUCCAUGAAGAAACCAUUGGAUUAGAAUCUGAAUCCAAUGUAGAUCAUGUUGAAAACCAAACUAUAAAUCUACUUGGAGAUGCUUUUCCAAGUAUGGAUAAUAGUUUUAAUGAAUCUGCUAGUAUGCCCACUGAUCAAUCAAAGCAAAAGGAAGCAUUUGAUGAUUUGUUAGCAGACGGUAAUCAAGCUCUCUAUGAAGGUUGUCAAGCGUUCAGCAAGUUAUCGUUCACUCUUAAGCUAUACCACAUCAAAUGUAUGUCUAGGAUCAAUGACAAGGGAAUGUCACUGAUAAUUGACCUUUUGAAAGAAGCUUUUGAGCAUGCAAAGCUACCAGAUUCAUUUAACGAUAUGAAAAAGAUUAUCCGUAAGUUCGGAUUUAACUAUGAGUCUAUUCAUGUGUGCCCUAAUGAUUGCAUGCUAUAUUGGGGAGAUGAUGCAUCUAGAGACACUUGCAAAGUCUGUAAAAGUUCAAGAUGGAAGACUAGGAUAGUCGAUGAUUCAGUGGAGGAAAAGAAGAAGAAGAAAAAGCAACAAGCUGCUAAAGUUCGUAGAUAUUUUCCAUUGAAACCACGCUUGCAGCGUCUCUUCAUGUCAUCCAAAACUGCUGAAUUUAUGAGGUGGCAUGCUGAUUCGGAGAAUAAAGAUGGUAAGCUAAGGCAUCCUAGAGAUGGAAAUGCUUGGAAAGCAUUUAAUCAACAAUUUCUAGACUUUGCAUCAGAUCCAAGAAAUGUAAGACUAGGAUUGACAACUGAUGGGUUCAAUCCAUUUGGUUCUAUGAGUACAAACUACAGUGUAUGGCCUGUGAUUUUAGUUCCUUUUAACUUUCCGCCUUGGAUGUCCAUGAAGGAAACAUCAAUGAUUCUUUCAAUGAUAAUUCCGGGGAAACACAUGCCGAGUAAUGAUAUUGAUAUCUAUCUUCAACCACUUAUACAAGAACUGAAAGAAUUAUGGCAUGAGGGUGUGUCUACAUUUGAUGCCUCUUUAAAAGAGACAUUUUGUAUGCGUGCAGUAUCUUAGCGCAUAUUUUGUUCUCGAUCAUACAAUACCAACAAUCAUUUUUUGCAGAUCACUAUUAAAUUAUAUUAUUCAUAGUUUUUAAAAAAUAUAUUUUUGAUGUUGUUUAAAGUAUUUAUCUCGAAAACUUGUCCAUUCCCUGUAGUUUUAGUUUUACAGGCUGCUUGAUUUGAUAGAUGUAAAGACGGUAUUUUAGAGGAGAAAUGGAUCAUAAUGGGUCAAGUGAAGAUAUGUAGAGGAUUAAGACCGACUGGUACACUGGUCACUGUGCAGUGAUCCUUGUGGCUUUGCACCGAUCAAUUAGGUUUUAUAAGAAGUCCAUUAUUUCUCACGAAACCAUAUCUCGGCUCAUCUUCUGAAGGAAGACCGAGAACAAAUUGUGGGAGUUGGGGUUGUAAAUAAUUUUAGGGGUUUUAUUCGUUUCUUUGCCUCUCAACUACAAGCAUCUCAUCCUUAGGGAUGCUUGAGUAGUCUAAAUCAAAUAGUUUUAUUUCUUCAUAGAGUUUGUUUAUGUAUAGCCUUAAAUUUUAUUAUUCCUGAUGAGAUUGUUGCUUGUUCUUCAUUUUUGAUUAUUUUUCAUGCUUAGAUGAAUUAGGCUGAUUCACAUAUUACUUUCAGUUGAUUCCAUUAAACCAACAAAAGUGGUGUUGGAAUCGUUGGAUCUAUUUUGAUGUUGAUGUUAAUCGCUGGACAAAGCUUUCCUA